AUGCAUGGAGUAAUCGUCUCGUCCGUCCUCAUCCCUGGCGCCCUGUCAGCUCUGGUGUCCGGCGCCAUGGCAGACCGUUUCGGGCACGUCCUCCUCUUCUCCCUGGGGGCCUUCGUCUACGGCUGCGGCGCUGGUAUUGAGUGCGCUUCGCCUGUCCUUGGGGUCUUCAUCUUGGGUCGUCUCAUCAAGGGCGUCGGCGAGGGGAUGUUUUUGAGCAACGUUUACGUCCAAGUCUCGGAAAUCUCGCCUGCCCGGGUCCGGGGUAUCAUCACUGCCCUGCCACAGUUUUCCAUCGUCACUGGUAUUGUGAUCGGCUACUUCAUGUGCUAUGGUACCGCCCGUAUCGAAGUAUCAUCCCUGGCAUGGCGCCUGCCGCUGGCUGUAGCUUCAUUUCUGGGAUUUGCUCUCUCGAGCACGUACUGGAUCGUCCCACCGUCACCCAGAUGGCUUCUCGGAAAAGGACGAAUCGAAGAGGCCCGAGGCGUGUUGGAUCGCCUUGGUCUGGACCAAAGCGAGCGUGAGGAACUGCUGGAGCAAUCCCUGGCCCAGGCUCAAGAACAGAAACCCGACGUUACACUGCUGGAAACCUUAAGACAGUUGUUUACCGACUUCAGAGAAGCCUUUUCGGCACCCUUCCGGAGCAGGACCAUAUUUGGCUGUUUCUUGCUGGGAAUGCAGCAGUGGAGCGGUAUUGAUGGGAUUCUCUACUAUGCCCCUAUUCUCUUCACACAAGCUGGACUGAGCGGCGAAGAGGCCACAUUCCUCGCAUCUGGCGUCUCAGCUUUAGUGAUUCUGGCAGCCACUGUUCCGGCAACAUUCUUAGCAGACAGAUGGGGCCGCCGGACGUCAAGUCUGCUCGGUGGUGUUCUCAUCACCGCUUUGAUGCUACUCAUGGGCUCGCUAUUUGCAGCUGGUGAGGUUCACGCCGAGACGGGUGCCGGGAAGUGGGUUGUCAUCGUAUCCAUCUACCUCUUCGCCAUCGUAUACAGCGCCACCUGGGCCAUUGGUUUUCGCACCUUCAUGGUGGAAAGCCUGCCGUCUAGGACUCGCAGUAGUGCUUCCAGCCUGGCACAGAGCUCGAACUGGCCCUUGUGA
Molecule: messenger RNA, 1095 nt
Organism: Colletotrichum fioriniae
Lineage: Eukaryota; Fungi; Ascomycota; Sordariomycetes; Glomerellales; Glomerellaceae
Biological process (GO): transmembrane transport; carbohydrate transport
Cellular component (GO): membrane
Molecular function (GO): carbohydrate:proton symporter activity
Source: RefSeq, a predicted model, not a curated record